UUUAAUGAUAGUCCUCCUCAUAAUUAACAUACCCCUAAACUAAAAUCACCAAUGCUUCAACUAUAAUCUUUUUCUGUCAUCUAGAUUUUACCCCAUGUGAAACAAUACCGACACAGAAGCUUUACCUUUCAAAAUUCAAACCGUAGUAUCUCAAAAACCAACAACAAAGAAAACAAAAAAUAGCAAGCAAAGAAAAGCAGAUAGCAGCACUCUGUCCCAUUUCAUCACUUUCAUUUCACUCUGUUUCUCACUUUGCUUCUUCUUCUUCAUCCUUCCCAGAAAUGUCACUUACUCCCUUCUUCACAACAACACUAACCUUCAUUCUCAUCAUCACAGAAGUAACCUCUCACUACUCUUCUUCGUCUUCUCAAUCACCACCUUCUCAACAAACCUCACCUUCUUUCACCGAAUGGCGAUCUGCACGCGCCACCUACUACGCCGCCGCAGAUCCACGUGACACUGUAGGCGGCGCGUGUGGCUACGGCGACCUAACCAAAGCAGGUUACGGCAUGGCAACGGUAGGUCUUAGUGAAACUUUGUUCGAACGAGGUCAGAUCUGUGGCGCGUGCUUUGAAUUACGGUGCGUGGAGGAUUUGCGGUGGUGUAUUCCCGGAACCUCGAUUAUUGUUACUGCAACUAACUUCUGUGCGCCGAAUUAUGGAUUCACGUCGGAGGGAGGUGGACAUUGUAAUCCGCCUAAUAAGCAUUUUGUACUUCCGAUUGAUGCUUUUGAGAAGAUCGCCAUAUGGAAAGCUGGUAACAUGCCUCUUCAGUAUCGUAGGAUAAAGUGCAGAAGGGAAGGUGGAGUUCGAUUUACAGUCACUGGUUCUGGUAUCUUCAUUUCAGUACUGAUCAGCAAUGUUGCUGGCCAUGGUGACAUAGUUGCGGUGAAGGUUAAGGGGUCGAGAACGGGUUGGCUUUCAAUGGGUCGGAAUUGGGGCCAAAACUGGCAUAUAAACGCGUUACUACAAAAUCAACCCCUUUCAUUUGAGGUUACUAGUAGCGAUGGGAAAACAGUUACAGCUUACAAUGUUGCUCCCAAGGAUUGGAGUUUUGGACAAACCUUUGAAGGAAAGCAAUUUGAUUAUUAAAAAGCCAAAUAAAGAAAACUUGUUUCAAGUAACAAGUAUUCUUCCCAUUCCCAAAUGUUUUACCCUGAUAUUAUAGAAGGUCUAGUUACUGGUGGUGGUGUUCCUUUACAUUUUUGAUUUGGUGGUUUGUAAUAUUGUCAAUGUGAUGGUGUAACUUUCCAUCUAUUAUCUUAGCAGUUUAUUGUAUGAAAAUACACAUUGUUAGUCAACAACAAAGAGGAAUUACCAUGUAAA
Messenger RNA from Lathyrus oleraceus (garden pea), 1325 nucleotides. Its product is annotated as expansin-A13. Gene Ontology annotation, biological process: plant-type cell wall organization. Lineage: Eukaryota; Viridiplantae; Streptophyta; Magnoliopsida; Fabales; Fabaceae. The transcript has 2 exons. The record is from RefSeq and is a predicted model, not a curated record. The coding region runs from base 282 to 1091 and encodes 269 amino acids. Gene Ontology annotation, cellular component: extracellular region.